Pogonomyrmex barbatus (red harvester ant) is the source of this 1919-nucleotide messenger RNA. RefSeq names its product regulatory particle non-ATPase 6 (gene Rpn6). Lineage: Eukaryota; Metazoa; Arthropoda; Insecta; Hymenoptera; Formicidae. The record is from RefSeq and is a predicted model, not a curated record.
CGCAAUGCGGACAGUACGGAGAGAGAGACAGUCAACAUCGGCGGUAGCUGGUUUGACUCACGUAGCAGCAUGACACGAGUUUUGCGGUCUCGGUGAGCGCGGUGAGGAGACAAGCUGUGAAAAGCGCGAGUGAGUGUACACGUACUCGCGUGUAUCACGAGAAAGAGAGUGCGUGAGAUUGUUGGAGCGUAUGAUCGCAUGGUCGCGCGCAGCGUAACCCGCACCAGCGAGUCAAGAGUGUGCGGUAACAUACACCUUUCGAGGAGAUAAACGUUUCUACGCGCGAAGAAGUGACGUUGAUCGCUCGAGAUGGCCGGUGCGAUGUUGUUUGAGCGGGCCCAGGCCGUUUCGAUGACGAAUCGCAGCGAGGGUAUCUCGUUGCUGAACGAGAUUGUCUCGGAUCCGAGUAUCGGCGUCGCCGAUGACAACGAGGAUAACAUCCGUGUGAAGGAGCAGGGUAUUCUCCACCUAGGCGAGCUCUACAAGAAAGAGGGCAAGGCGAAGGAGCUGGCCGAGUUGAUCAAAGCAACCAGACCGUUUCUCAGUCUCAUUAGUAAAGCAAAAGCCGCCAAGCUUGUGCGAUCCUUGGUUGACUUCUUCCUGGAUCUGGAGGCUGGUAUUGGCAUCGAGGUACAAUUGUGUAAAGAAUGCAUAGAAUGGGCCAAGGAAGAACGCAGAACGUUUUUAAGGCAAUCGUUAGAAGCCCGCCUAAUAGCUCUGUAUUUCGACACGGGUAUGUUCAGCGAGGCAUUGCAAUUGGGAUCGGCUCUCCUCAAAGAACUCAAAAAAUUGGAUGACAAACAACUACUAGUAGAGGUUCAAUUAUUAGAGAGCAAGACAUAUCACGCAUUGAGUAAUUUAGCGAAAGCAAGAGCAGCGCUUACCAGCGCUAGAACAACUGCCAAUGCAAUUUACUGUCCACCUAAAAUGCAAGCUGCUCUGGAUCUACAAUCGGGGAUAUUACAUGCCGCGGAUGAACGAGACUUCAAGACUGCUUACUCCUACUUUUACGAAGCUUUCGAAGGGUAUGACAGUGUUGAAAGUCCCAAGGCAUUGACAGCGCUCAAAUAUAUGCUACUGUCAAAAAUCAUGUUGCGCACACCAGAAGACGUUCAAGCUAUCAUGUCUGGCAAACUGGCAGUGAAAUAUGCGGGACUCGAUCUAGACGCGAUGCGUGCGGUAGCCGAAGCUAGUCACCGACGAUCGCUAGCGGACUUUCAAAAGGCUGUUAAGCAAUAUCGACAGGAAUUGGAAGACGAUGUAAUUGUACGCGCACAUCUUGGUUCCCUUUAUGACGCUAUGCUGGAGCAAAAUUUAUGUCGUUUGGUCGAACCUUACUCGCGAGUCCAGGUGAGUCAUAUUGCUUCGUGCAUAUCUCUGCCAUUGGCGCAAGUAGAAAAGAAAUUAUCGCAGAUGAUUUUGGACAAAAAGUUGCGAGGAGUUCUCGACCAAGGAGAAGGCGUUUUAAUCGUUUUCGAAGAUACCCCACGCGAUAAGACCUACGAAAUCGCAUUAGACACAAUACACAGCAUGGGAAAAGUCGUCGAUACACUUUACCAGAAAGCCAAGAAACUCACCUAGCCCUAUUUAAUAUGUAUUUAUACAAAAAAAUCUAUCGCAAUUAUUGUAAUCAUUAAUGAUUAGUUACUCAUUAAAUAUUGUCGAUUAAUUGUAUUUUUCUCGUAAUUAACGUGGUUGGCACACAAGUGUCGGGAGAACAAAAAGUGCUCAUUUAUCGGUAUGUUCGUAUAGGACUGCUUUUAUUAAUUGUAGGAAUUAUUUAAAAGAUAUGAAAUAAUCGAUUUGCUUGAGAUCUAAUCAACACAAAUCCUCUUAAUCCCGCGUCUUUGAAAUUAUUUUUCGUAAAUAAAAGAGAGAAAUAUUAUAAUACCGAAAAACAACAAAUACAAAACAAGAGU